This is a messenger RNA of Pan troglodytes (chimpanzee), 1118 nucleotides long. It is a transcript of the gene C16H16orf78, whose product is annotated as chromosome 16 C16orf78 homolog. NCBI's taxonomy places the organism in Eukaryota, Metazoa, Chordata, Mammalia, Primates, Hominidae. The record is from RefSeq and is a predicted model, not a curated record. Bases 171 to 965 code for a protein of 264 amino acids. The transcript is spliced from 5 exons.
ACCUUUUAAGGCCAAUAUCCCAGGGUCUUGGCUCACUCUGCCCUUUAUGUUCACAUCUGGAGGCCACACCCUACCUUCUGAGUCACCAGGCCAUCAAGUCCAGACAAAGGUAUCGAAAGAGUGAGAGAGUGCCAGCCACCUCCCACCUAAGCCACUAGCAAGACUCCACAAUGUCAGAGCAACAAAUGGACCUGAAGGAUUUAAUGCCCACAAAGAGGAAAUACAUGUGGAAGACUGCUGAAGAUAGGCGCAUGUCUGACCUCACCUGUGUGCUGGAGUGGCUGGAGCGGAGGCAGGGGAAGAAGAAACAAGCUCCCGAGAAGCAAAAGCCCAAAGUGGUGACAGUCCUUAAACGAAAUAAGAAGAAAGAGAAGAAAGGCAAAGGCCACAUGACAGCACGGGGAGGGAACCGCAGGGACACGGAGACUUCCCAGCAGGCCUUAGGAAAGAGAUUCAGGAAGGACGCCGCCUCCUACCGAAGCCUCUAUGGAGUGGAGCAAAAGGGGAAACGCCUCAGCAUGGUCCCUGGCAGCUACAUCAAGGAUGGCCCCAAGAAAUCUGAUACAGACAUCAAGGAUGCAGUCGACCCAGAGUCCACUCAACGGCCAAACCCAUUCCAUCGACAAAGCAUUGUCUUAGAUCCCAUGUUACAGGAGGGUACCUUUAACAGCCGGAGGGCAACCUUCAUAAGAGACUGGUCCAACAAGAUGCCUGACAUGGCUUACGAACGCAAGCUAAAGAGCCUCAUGGAGAAAAGCACCGAACCUAAGAUGGAAACCGUGAGGAUGUUGAAGCCAGAGGAGGUGCUGAGCUGCCGAUACCUGAGGUUAUCCAAGGAGAACAUUCGGACCUUGCUCAAGUUGUGCAAGGAUGCAGGAAUGAAUGUGGAUAUCCACCCCCACAUGGUCGAAGAGGACAUAGAUGCUAAAAAGGUGUUCACUGGAAUACCCAGCAUGGCCCUCUAAAUAGCUCCUCUCGCCACCACCUUCAGGCUCCUUCUGUCAUGGGACCCUUCACCUCCAGAUGCCAUCCUCUGGCACACUACAAGUGGUCCUUCCAACUUAGCGCAUCCCUUUAGAAAGUAAGCAAUCAGAAAACAAGCCUCGGCUGUGUGAUCA